CUUUUUUUACUUCCGUGUUUUACACAUAAUUUUGUUUUGAUAAAUCAUGAGAUUCAGCGAAGAAGAACUGAUAGAACUUGCAAAACUCCCUCCAGAUUUGGAUGGUGUUUUGCAGUUCAAAACUCAAGCUAGUAGAAUAAGAGAUCAAAUACAAGGUUACAAGUCAAGAUGGUUCAAGUUGAAGGGAAAUUUCUUGUUCUAUUACAGAAUAAAUGAUGAAGGAAAAGUUAGAGAACUUCUUGGGGCGUUUUUGAUGGAGCGCUUUCGUAUACUAAUGGAGAUGAAACCAAAUGCCUAUGCCUUUUCUAUUGCCUUUCAGAAUGACCGUGAGCGAAAGUAUAUUUUCCUAACUAGCUCCAAUGCCGAGUGUCAACGAUGGGUGUCUGCUUUAAAAAAUGCAAGCUACGAGAAAUUACAGACUCAAUUUUUUCUCCUGCAACAAAGGCUGGUUCGUAUAACUGGAAAGAACCCUGUGCAGCGCCAUGGUUUACAGAGGUACUAUGUGGACUUCUUGAGUGAAGAUGGAAUAGAAAUGAAUGAUGAUGAAACCAAAAAUUUGAAAGAAACGACGAGUAAUCAAAGGCAUCCGUUGGCAGUGAUUCAGGAACAACGGUUCUGUCACGAACAAUCUGGUGACUUGCAAGAAAACAAUCACAUAAAAACAUGUGCACUUGACUUGCAGAAUAAAUUAGAUAUUCAAAAUGAUGAAACAAACUCAUCACUCUGUGGUGAUGAGAAGAUACUUGAUGUUGAAGAUGUUGGAGAGAAAAUUGUUGACAGAGUGGACCGAGAUGGAGAAGAUGAAAAAGUAACAUUGUCUGAAAAAUGUAAUGGUAAUGAAAACAAACAGUAUCUUGAUCAUAGAACCAAAAAUACUACUAAAGAAAUGAUAAGUAAUAGAAGGCAUCCGCAGGUUUUAUUAGAGGAACAACAAUUGUCUCACAAACAAUGCGAUGACUGGCAAGAAAACCGUAACGUAGAAGCAUGGGCAAGUAAAUUGCAGAAAGAGAAAGAUGUCAUAAAUGGUGAAUCAAAUUCAUCACUUCACAAAGAUUUAAAGGAACUUGAUGUUGACGCGAAUGGCGUGGAAGAUGUUACAGAGAAAACUAUUGAUGAAGUGAAAAUGAAUAGACCAGAUGAGACAUUGUUAUCUUCCACAAACUGUGGAGGUACUAGCAAUGAACAGGAUGUUGAUAAUUCAAACAGUGAUUUAAAUGAAAUGGAAAAUGGAUCAAGUAACUCAAAAUUAGUGGAGGAAGGAAGAUGAUAAUGGUGAUAAUGAGGAUGAUGAUGAUGGUAUUAAAAAUGAAAUAGAUUGACAAGUAGACGAGUUUGUACGUUGUGUAGAAUUAUUGCCUCUGGCCAUUGGAAAAUUACCAGGGUAAUAAUGUGUUGUGCUGUGAGAAUUUUGGAAAAGUGCUAUUAUAUUUUUUAAAAAAGACACAUAGGUCAAUUAUGUGCGGUUUGUCAAAUCUGCUCAAGGGAAAUUUUGUUUUGAAACUGCCUAUUGGGACUUCAGCGUAGUUUCAACAAUCUCGGCCUAGCUUAUCCUUUACCUACUGCUUAUUUAAAAAGUUCACCGUAAACAUCUUUUAAAAAAAAUAUUAGUACAGUAACUGUAGUCUAGCAUUAAUUGAAUACAUGUAAUACUUUUUAAUACCUCUAAAUAAAAAAUAAAUGUACGUAUUGCAUCUACAGUAGUGUUGCUGAAUAUAACUACACUCAAGUUUGUCAACCCAAUACAACCAUAUGUUGUCAAUGACGACCAUAUGCUUUCUGUCGAGAAUGGUCAAUUUCAAUAAUAAUUAUAAUAAUAAGUAACACAUUUUAUCACCUAUCGCUGCAAAUUACUUUGAGCUGAGUUAUCAAACAUGUUUACGUCAGUUUGCACAAAGCUGACAAACUGCACAUAACAGGUCCAUUCUAAUCCGUAUAAAAAAACGUCCAAUAUCAUUAGUUCUUCUAACAGUUGUAGUGCUGCAGGUGUUCUGAUACUGUACAUGUUUUACAAGUCAUUCCAAAGUUAGUUAAUUACAUUAUCAUAUACUGUAGUUUAUAAAAAAUAUAACCAUUAUUAUUGACAGUGCAUGGGCCAAAUUAUUUGUUUUUUGAUUUGAAGGUCAAAUUUAUAUAUCCAUUUUUAAAAUGAAAUUUGAAUUUAAUAACUUAAAAAAUAUAUUCUAGCAAUAUUUAUACUUUAAGAAUUCAUAUUGAUGGCCAUUCCUUUGUGUAUAAACAGUAAAGAGAAGAUACCUUCAUUCUUUAUAUCAUUUGAUUACAGAUAAUGUAGGUCUUUAUUACAGGUUAAAUGAUUUAUACCUAUGUGUUAAGGAAUUAAUAAUGAAUAAUGCCUGUGCGCUUGAAUUAUUAUUACCUUAGUUAUUGGAUCAUGCGUACCUACGAAGUGUAUACUCGACUCCCUAGGGGCGAAUGUUACAUAAUUCUCAGUUAGCAGUCAGAGCAUUGGCAUUUAAACCUAGCAGUACGGCUGCUUGCAUUCCUUGGUUAGAGAGACACAAUAUGACUGAAGUUCCUUGCCUAAGAAGAUGAACAAUUAUCUUGCCUCGAGACUCGAACCCCUAUUGUUUUGUUAAAAUAUUAUCGUCUGCUGUGUCACCUGCAUUUCAGGAGUCUCUAAUGUACUCUUUCAACAAAUUUUCUCAUAAAAUACAAACUAUACCAAGAACAACAUACUGUGUAAAAAAAAAAUGAACUGCAAUAGGGAUUCCUAAAAAUAGGCUUGUGAUAGGAGCAUGAGCAUAGUUUAGAAAUUAAUAAUAAUAAUAAUAAUAAUAAUAAUAAUAGUGUAGUUUUAUAUAAUGCACAUAUCUAUCUAAUGUAAGAUGCUCAGGGCACUUGACAUGUGGACUAGGAACUCGAUCAAUGAAAAUUAGGUGUAAUUAGGUCGGACAAGGUGCUCUCAGUCAUUGGUCAUCGGUCGAAAUGUACAGUAGGACCAAUUACCAACUCCCCGACAAAUCUCCAUUCACACCAGCGGUUUAGCCAAAAAAAACCGAAAUAGGCCGUUUAAAAUGGAAGCCAGUGGGUGUGGAACUGACCUGAUGGGCGGGCCACGGCCAUCUUUGGGAAUCCUCACCGAAUAUUGGUACGAAAACAAUGUACAAACAAUCAAUAAAUGUUGUUUUUAUCAAACGUAAAUAUGAUUUAGCAUUAGUAUAACAUUUGAUAGAUUUUAAGAAUAUAAUGAAUUUGCUAAAGGUAGUACAGGCCCAAUUAGGCUAGGCCGAGCUGAUUAGGCAAAGCUGUCCAAGCCGUCUCGGUAAAAGUGGCCAUCCUAAAUAAUUGUAGGCUGUCCAAAAGACGGCCGGACGGCUCGCUGGCUAAGCCUAUGAUUCACACUAUACUUGGCAUACUGAGGGAACAGAAAUGAACCUAGAAAAAAUCCAUGUGUUAUGAGGCAUUCCAUUUUACAGAAGAAUUCCACUGAGAGUAUUAUCUGUGCAAGUGCAGUGAACUCAAAAAGCGAACCAAAUCAUUGUCUGCAGCAAUUUACCAAUUCAAUAAAAAACAUUGAAAAAAUUAGUCAUUUAAUAUUUCACUUUCAUAAAUGUGGCAGUACUUGUAAUUAACAAAAACCAUCUGCAUUUGAUGAGCAAGAUCCAUCUGGUUUCAAUUUAGCAUCGACAGGGGCUUACUCUCACUAUACACCACCUCCACUCCCCCCCCCCCCUUCACUCCAGCCUGUUUCAGUCCAAAAUUCAAUGCUGUACAGUACUCUAUUUGCUGCAACAUUACAGACUAUAUAUCCCCCAUUAGGGGCAAAGCCAGAUUAAAGGGCUGUAGGGGGCCUGGAGCUCUAAUUGCAAGUGGGCCUAGAUACUCUGUGGCUAAAACAUAAAACCAGAUUUUCUUGAUUUUUCCUGGGGUUUGGGGGCCUAUUUUUCCCAUUGGGGCCUGUUGGCACCACAAAAGCCUUUAUGUUAAUCUGGCCCUGAUUAGGGGCAGAGAAUACAUUUCAUAACCAUUGUUCCAAUAACUUAACACUGAAAACACUAAGUGUGAGGAAGCAUUUGAGUGCUAAAAAAAAUUAUUAUUGACAAUAAUGAUUUUCUUUAAUAGUUUUUCGAUUUUGUUUGUCGUUUAGCUUAGAUACCAGCAGGCACUGUGUUUUAAACUGGUUUUGUUUUGCCCGUCAAAACUACUAACUGUAUUUUGCGCUAUAUAAUUUCAACAUUAAUAUUCCUUUCUGAUAUUGUGGCUUAUGUAUAACACCAUAGUUAAUAUAGUUAAUUUUGUCUAUAGUUUUCUAUUUGGCUGAAACUGGUGCUUUACUAUGCUUUCUGAAUAAUUAAAUCUUGACGAUUGUAUAAUUAGAUAUCCUGUACAAGUCUCUCUCCAAUUAAAGACCACAUUUUUGCAGCCCCAGUUGAAUGCCAAUCUUUUAUCAUUAGCUUGUUCCCCAAUUAAAGAUUCUCUCUGGAAACCAAAGACCAUGGUUUUUGUGUACCCAACUAAACAUUUAAACUUCAAUUAAAGACCACUAUAAAAUAAAUAGAUGUUAAUGUAAUUUUUUUUCCUGUAAUAAUUUGUGACAGUGUUGGCAGUAGUUAUUGUAAUGGUGAUUUGGGUAGAACGAACACAGGUCUUCGUUUGUCACUACCGGGAAAUGGUAUACUAAGAAUCAGUAACGGCAUACAGUAACUGUACAUCUAUUCUUGGAAUAAAACAAUUACUAUCAUUUCAUUAUUUUCCUGUAAACAGAGAAAUAUAAAGACCUUUUAGAGCCAGUCUUUAAAUGAAGGGAUUCUCAUUAGCGACCAAAGCUGCUAAAAACUACUAAAAGCCUGGUCCCAAAAGUUGUCUUUAAUUGGAGAGAGACCUGUACUGUAUUUUGAGAACUGGUAAUUACUAUUGCAUUCUGUUAAUCAUUGCCAUAUAUUUUAUUUGUUUUAAAAGUUUCAUUUGUAAUAACUUUAGAUUUUUAAAAUGUUAUUAGUUAUUUUCAAUGCUUCAAUCGCAUAAUUAUUUUUAUUACGAUAAAUUAGAAUUAUAAAUCUAUUAUCACAGU
Messenger RNA from Anneissia japonica, 5029 nucleotides. RefSeq lists its product as uncharacterized. The record is from RefSeq and is a predicted model, not a curated record. Gene Ontology annotation, biological process: endosome organization; receptor recycling; retrograde transport, endosome to Golgi. Bases 47 to 1267 code for a protein of 406 amino acids. NCBI's taxonomy places the organism in Eukaryota, Metazoa, Echinodermata, Crinoidea, Comatulida, Comatulidae. The transcript is spliced from 6 exons. Gene Ontology annotation, cellular component: trans-Golgi network; recycling endosome; early endosome.